CACAAGCGGCGGGAGCGGCCGAAGCCCUCGGCGGCCGAAGCGUACACGCCCCCCCCCCCUCAGCGCCACGGAGGAGGGGAGACCCUCUCGAGGGGUGUUUGCGCCCUCGGCAGGAUGCUCCUGCGCCGCGUUCAUGCCCCGUCUCUCUCCUCCCCAGAGCCGGGGAGUUAGCAGGGCUGGCCCUCCUGACGGUCCUUGCGGCUUCCCUCAACCGGAGUGCGGGGCUGUCUGGGUGCGCCCCUCUUCUCCCCGGUACAGCGCCUAAGCCUGGGUUAAGCUACCCCAGUGGCUGGGCGGCGACGGCUCCUCGGCUCAGGAAAGGCACGGAUGUCGGUCUCCAGGUGCUGCGGCGGAGGCAGUAGAGCCAAGCGUCCUUUGCAGGGCCGGGAUUGGAAAGUAUGUAUGACUAAUUGUCCUACAUUAAUUGUUAUGGUUGGUCUCCCAGCAAGAGGGAAAACUUACAUCUCAAAAAAAUUGACACGCUACUUAAAUUGGAUUGGAGUGCCUACAAAAGAAUUUAAUGUUGGCCAAUAUCGACGAGACUUGGUAAAAACGUACAGGUCCUUUGAGUUUUUUCUGCCAGACAAUGAAGAAGGUCUGAAAAUCCGAAAAAAGUGUGCCUUAGCAGCACUGAAUGAUGUUCGUCAGUAUCUCAGUGAAGAAAAAGGACAUGUGGCAGUUUUUGAUGCCACAAACACUACAAGAGAACGUCGAGAAACCAUCUAUAAGUUUGGAGAAGAGAAUGGCUACAAGACUUUUUUUGUUGAGUCAGUAUGUGUUGAUCCAGAAGUCAUUGCUGCGAAUAUUGUGCAAGUGAAACUGGGCAGUCCUGAUUAUGUUGACUGCAGUAGUGAUGCAGCUACAGAAGACUUCAUGAAAAGAAUUGAGUGUUACAAGAAUUCAUAUGAGACACUAGAUGAAACUUUAGACAAGGAUCUUUCUUACAUUAAAAUCAUGGAUGUGGGGAGGAGUUACCUUGUGAACCGAGUAAUGGACCACAUCCAGAGUCGGAUUGUUUACUACCUCAUGAAUAUCCACGUAACUCCUCGUUCCAUCUACCUCUGUCGCCAUGGAGAAAGUGAACUAAACCUGAAGGGAAGAAUAGGAGGAGACACAGGGUUGUCCCGCAGAGGAAAAGAGUUUGCCAAGAGCUUAGCGCGGUUCAUUAAUGAACAAAACAUCAAAGACCUGAAAGUAUGGACAAGCCAGAUGAAAAGGACCAUUCAGACUGCAGAGGCUUUGGGAGUGCCUUAUGAGCAGUGGAAGGUUUUGAAUGAAAUAGAUGCGGGAGUUUGUGAAGAAAUGACAUAUGAAGAGAUUCAAGAAAACUAUCCUUUGGAAUUUGCUUUAAGAGAUCAGGAUAAAUAUAGAUACAGAUACCCUAAAGGAGAAUCCUAUGAAGAUCUUGUUCAAAGAUUGGAGCCAGUAAUUAUGGAGUUGGAAAGGCAGGAAAAUGUUCUUGUAAUCUGCCACCAAGCUGUUAUGCGCUGUCUGCUUGCUUACUUUCUGGACAAGCCUGCAGAACAACUGCCUUAUCUCAAGUGCCCUCUGCAUACUGUCUUAAAGCUAACCCCUGUGGCUUAUGGUUGCAAGGUGGAAUCUAUAUUUCUGAAUGUUGAAGCUGUAAAUACGCACAGAGACAAACCACGGAAUGUAGACAUUUCAAGACCUCCCGAGGAAGCCCUUGUAACUGUCCCUGCACACCAGUGAAUCCUGUUUCCUGAUCAGCUAUGAAACCUGUGAAUGUCUGUAUUAACCGCUCACGAGAGGAAGCCUUGAAGACAGUACCUAAUCAUUUGUAGCUCCCUUCACCUACACCACCGUCCCAAACUGCUGAAGCAGUGCUAAGGAAACAACUCAGGGACAUGAGAACAAACAGCCUGCAAGAAAGCCAAGCAGCCAUGUAAAAUGUAAAAUGGAUGCACUCCUCUCUUAGAAUGUAUUUUUCUUGCCUUGGAGAAGGUGGGCUUGCUUGGCAUUAAAGAUUGAAAUGUAUUUAUGGAACAUGGAAUGAACUUGCUUUUAAAUUAAUAUAUGUUGUCAUUACUCUGUUCUUUUAUCUGUGAAUGUCAAAAAGUUUAAAAAUUCUGUUGUCACUUCUAAUGUUAUGUCUUAACUUUUAAAGUUCAGUAUUCUUCUAGAAUAUUUUCCUAAGAUGUUCUUACUGUGAAAGACUAUCUAGCUCCAAACUUGGUUGUUUUUAAACCUCUGCAUUUUCAUUCAUUAAAGUAUCCGCUUGAUACUGUACAAUGUC
Messenger RNA from Eublepharis macularius, 2254 nucleotides. RefSeq names its product 6-phosphofructo-2-kinase/fructose-2,6-biphosphatase 4 (gene PFKFB4). Lineage: Eukaryota; Metazoa; Chordata; Lepidosauria; Squamata; Eublepharidae. The transcript is spliced from 15 exons. Gene Ontology annotation, cellular component: cytosol. Gene Ontology annotation, molecular function: fructose-2,6-bisphosphate 2-phosphatase activity; 6-phosphofructo-2-kinase activity; ATP binding. Bases 328 to 1710 code for a protein of 460 amino acids. Gene Ontology annotation, biological process: fructose 2,6-bisphosphate metabolic process; fructose metabolic process. The record is from RefSeq and is a predicted model, not a curated record.